Messenger RNA from Oryza sativa Japonica Group (Japanese rice), 1996 nucleotides. Its product is annotated as transcription factor SPATULA. Lineage: Eukaryota; Viridiplantae; Streptophyta; Magnoliopsida; Poales; Poaceae. Gene Ontology annotation, cellular component: nucleus. Gene Ontology annotation, molecular function: protein dimerization activity; DNA-binding transcription factor activity, RNA polymerase II-specific; RNA polymerase II cis-regulatory region sequence-specific DNA binding. The record is from RefSeq and is a predicted model, not a curated record. Gene Ontology annotation, biological process: regulation of transcription by RNA polymerase II.
CAUCAUCAAAUAUUCUUUAAGCAUAACAUAAAUAUUUUCAUAUUUGCACAAAAAUUUUAAAUAAAACGGAUGGUCAAACGUUGGUCAAAAAGUCAACGGCGUCAUAUAUUAAAAUAUGGAGAGAGUACAAAUUAGAAAUUUGGAACAAAGGCUAGUCGCUACCUCAUCAGCAUCAGUUACAGCUUCACGACUCCUUCACCACUUAAGUAAUUGAUUUUCUGGCGCGAUUAAGAGCUUGGUAUAUAGUCCAGUUGGGUUUAGUUUGUACCAAAAUUUAGGUUUCUACCGAGAAACUGAAACAUCUCAAAGUGCUCACGUCAUGCCGACGCAGGCAUAUCAUCCCCGAUCAGAAACCCCCACCACCGUCUACAAAAAUGGCCACUUCGAUUUUGGUCCACCACCAUAGGAAUAUAGGAUACACGCAUGCACGGGUGUGCACUGCACCCAGCUGCAUAUCGUCGUAUAUUUCAUAACCCGAGAAGCACCCGGAGCCACGGGCUGGUCGCUGCAGCUUCUCCUCCACUUCACCAACCAGCCGCGGCGUGCGGGGAAACUCAUCGGAUCAUACAGAUGCAUGCACUCUUUGCCGUCGCCCGUGACACAGCCUUCUCAUCGUCGCCGGCGGCCGACGAGCACCUCCCCAACGAGCACCCAGGCGGUCACCUCUGGAACCAGAGCGUCCUUCAGACGAGACGUGCAAUGCAUGUUUUCAGUAGCAGGGAAGAAGAGCAUGGGAGCAACGACGACAGCUUCAGGGAGAGCCUCGUUUCUUUGCUUGACAACACGAGAGACUACGUGAUGGCUCCCGAAGUGUUCGAGGGCGUCCCCGUGGCAUGCGACUACCUCAAGGGGAUGGACAGCGACGGCAUGGCCGCAUCAGCUGUCGCCGCCUAUAGCCUGGACAACAACGGCCAGCACGCUAGUGUUAGUUCAAUCGAGCAUGGCAUCGCUAGCUCGCCGCUGCUGGCGUACCAGCUGGGGAAGAACAGCGCUGUGGUGCAACGGAGCAUCCAGCAGCAGGAGGUUGGAUCUCCCAUGGCCGCAUUUCUGCAGCAACUGAUUCCCACUAGUGUUCUCGAUCAGUCUGGUAUAGGGUUUGGGGGAGUUUGUCUGGACGGCUCAGCACUGGAGGCUUCGUUUUGCAUGAGAACUUCUCCGGACGUCAGCUCUUUCAGUGGCCACAGGUCAGCAACCGCAGAAGAAUUGAUGUCUACAGACACAAGGGAGCAAGAAAUUACACGGCUGGCAAGAUCUUGUAGUAGCAGUGGAAGUGAUCGUAACAAGAAGAAACUAUCAGAGGUAAGAGGAGGAGGCAAAGCGAAGAAGUUCAAGUCAGAGACUUCACAUAGUACAUCUUCUCCCAAGCAUCAAUCACCCAAAGUGAAGCUGGGGGAGAAGAUCACGGCUUUGCAGCAGAUUGUGUCACCUUUCGGGAAGACGGAUACAGCGUCUGUUCUGUUGGAAACCAUAACCUACAUCAAAUUUCUUCAUGAACAAAUACAGUUAUUCAGCCAACCGUAUAUGACAAACAGCACAAACAAGGGUCAUAUUCACUGGGGAGGGGAAGGGAAGAGGAAGGCAGGUCUGGAGCAUGAUUUGAGGGGCAGAGGGCUUUGCUUGGUCCCUGUUUCCUGGACCUCUCAAGAAUACUGUGAUAGCAUCCUGCCGGAGUGCUGGGCUCCGGCGUACAGGAACUACUUUUACCGAUGAGCCCCAUACACAUUAGACAGCUCACAGCCUUGUCUCACUUACUGCCCGUGCAACGGCUACGUUGGGAAGAUUUACUGUUUACUUACUCUAUGUUUUUCAGUCCCCAUGUUAUAUGUAUUGCUGAGUUUGUAGCCUAGAACGAAUAAAAAGAGUGAAGUGUAUAGGCGGUCUCUAAACUUAUAAGAGUGUCAUAUCUAGGUCCCUGAACUCUUAAAAUGUAUUUUAGGUUUUUGAACUUGUACUGCGUGUCAUAUAUGUCCAAAUGGAUCCCAUCUCAUUCCAUGUA